UGAGCAGAAUAUGCCACUUUUCUGGUGUAACCAGUUCUGAUGGCUGGGAAUAAAGGAAGAGGGCGUGCUGCUUACACCUUUAACAUAGAGGCAGUUGGAUUUACCAGAGGUGAGAAGUUACCUGAUGUCGUAUUGAAACCACCCCCACUAUUUCCUGAUACAGAUUAUAAAACAGUGCCACUGAAAACAGGAGAAGGUGAAGAUUAUAUGCUGGCUUUGAAACAGGAGCUGAGAGAAACAAUGAAAAGAAUGCCUUUUUUUAUGGAAACACCUGAAGAAAAACAAGAUAUUGAAAGGUAUAGUAAAAGAUACAUGAAGGUAUACAAAGAAGAAUGGGUACCAGAUUGGAGAAGACUCCCAAGAGAGAUGAUGCCACGGAAAAAAUGCAAAAAAGACCCAAAAUCCAAAAAGGCAAAAGAUACAGGCAAAGUUACUUCACUCACUAAUACUGCAGAUGUGUUGAAAAAAAUUGAGGAAUUGGAAAAAAGAGGUGACAGCGAAAAAUCAGAUGAGGAAAAUGAAGAGAAAGAAGGAAGCAAGGAGAAAAGUAAAGAAGGCGAUGAUGAUGACGAUGCUGCAGAACAACAGGAGUAUGAUGAAGAAGAGCAAGAAGAGGAAAAUGACUACAUUAAUUCAUACUUUGAAGAUGGAGAUGAUUCUGGUGCAGAGAGUGAUGACAACGUGGAUGAAGCCACCUAUUAGCCAUGAAAUUUCUAAGAAAUAUUUUUAUGAUACGGCUUCUGAACAUUUGGACAGACUUGUGUUCCAUUUUAUUUCUAAGGAAUGAGUAUUCUAUUUUUGUUCUGGUUUUAUUGGACAAAUACUUGUUACCAAAACUUCCAGAACUGCUUUGAGUUUAUAUACUGGUUAGCAUACAAAUUAAUCUGACACUUUGACAUUCCCUCCAAACACUUCUGUCAUGCCAUCCCUGUUAUGUAUUCAAGUGGACAUUUAAAAGUAUUAUU
Molecule: messenger RNA, 965 nt
Organism: Choloepus didactylus (southern two-toed sloth)
Lineage: Eukaryota; Metazoa; Chordata; Mammalia; Pilosa; Megalonychidae
Product: DNA-directed RNA polymerase III subunit RPC7-like
Exons: 1
Coding region: 40-702 (220 amino acids)
Biological process (GO): cell population proliferation; transcription by RNA polymerase III
Cellular component (GO): RNA polymerase III complex
Source: RefSeq, a predicted model, not a curated record